Molecule: messenger RNA, 1167 nt
Organism: Pneumocystis jirovecii RU7
Lineage: Eukaryota; Fungi; Ascomycota; Pneumocystomycetes; Pneumocystales; Pneumocystaceae
Exons: 6
Coding region: 1-1116 (371 amino acids)
Biological process (GO): protein secretion
Cellular component (GO): endoplasmic reticulum membrane
Molecular function (GO): guanyl-nucleotide exchange factor activity; GTPase activator activity; protein binding
Source: RefSeq, a predicted model, not a curated record
AUGAAAUUAGUUCAAACAAUUAUUGUUGAAAUUCCAGCAUAUGCUCUUGGAUUUCUUUCAGAAACGCAGGUAGUUGUUUCUGGUGGUGGAGGAAGUGCUAGCUCUGGUGUUUCUAAUCAAUUUCGAGUUUAUUCUUUAACAAAGGGCAUUUUUGAGCUAGAAGCAAUUUAUAUGUUACAAUUAGAGGAUGUUCCAAUGUCUUUUGCAAUUGAUCCAUCAAAUAAAACUAUCAUAGCGGGUAUUAAUGAAUUAAAUAAAAAGUUAUUGAAUGGGAAAAAUCGUCAUCUUCAUUUUCUUCAAUAUAAUCAAGAGAAAAAGACAAUGACUAUUUCAAAAAGUGUUUCUAUAUUUCCACAAUUAUCAAACGAUAACUGGGAUAGUUAUCAGAGAAUUACACGAUUAAAUCACUCUAAGACCCUUUUAGCUAUUGCUUCUGCUAAUGGUUAUUUUACUAUAUUAAAAUAUCCCUCGUUAAAACCUAUAAUUUCUGUUAUGUCUGUUGAGCCAAUGGUUAUAGAUUUGGAUUUUUCUCCAAAUGAUAGCAAAUUAGUUUAUAUUUCAUCAUCAAAAUUAUAUACAUUAACGUUAUCAACAAAACGACAUACUAAUAGUCAAGUUUUAAAAGAAGGGACAUUCCGAACUGUGAGAUGGAUUGAUGAGAAUUCAUUAAUUACUGCGAUUCAUAUACAGGGACAAGCUCCUCUUAUACAACUUUGGAAGGCUAAUUUUGUUACUGAAAACGAUAUCUAUUUUGAAAAGAAAAUUUGGACUCAGGUAAACUCACGCCCUUUACAUAAAACAUCAUCAGCAGUCACAUGUAUGGAAGUAAUACCUACGAAUUCUUCUGCAGUAAUUGCAUGUGCUGAUCUCUCUAUCAUUAUUAUUGAUAUAUAUACUUUAAGAAUACUACAGAAAAGGUCUAGGAUACAUGGACUUCCAAUUACAGCAUUAGCUAUUAAUCCAAAAAAAACGUUGAUUUUAACAGCAAGUGCGGAUUCACGACUUCAAGUGAUAGAUAUUUGUAAAAAAAAAGAAUCUAUAACCGCAAUAUUUUUAUUAUUUCUUACAUUGAUUAUUGCUAUCUUAGCUAUUGUUUAUCGUUCAUUUUAUAUUUAAUUAGAAGCUAGUUGAACAUAAUACGUUAGCAUUUUUUCAACUAUUAACGCA